AUGGAGGGAACUUCAGACUCCCCAGCGGAGCAGGACAUUCCAUUUUCAACUCGGUCAUUAUUAUUCUAUGUAACUGAUACUCGUGAUCGUUAUAGAGACAUGCAACUAGAUGUGGAUAACAUGUCCUAUGAGGAGCUCUUGGCAUUGGGAGAUUAUAUAGGGAAUGUUAGCAUGGGUUUGUCUGAAGAAACAAUACUUAAGCCCCUCAAAUGCAGUAAGUACUUUUUAUUUGCAGAAGAGAACGCUAAGAAGGACUCUUGCAGAAUAUGCCAGGAGGAUUAUGUGGAAUAUGAUGAUUUGGGGACAAUGAAUUGUGGUCAUUGCUUCCAUACUGAGUGUAUUAAACCAUGGUUACGAUGCAAAAAUCUCUGCCCUAUUUUUCUUGUGUUGUAUGGUAAGUCAGAGCUCUUGUCUGAAUAA
Ilex paraguariensis (yerba mate) is the source of this 420-nucleotide messenger RNA. Lineage: Eukaryota; Viridiplantae; Streptophyta; Magnoliopsida; Aquifoliales; Aquifoliaceae. The record is from the annotation of a GenBank genome assembly.